Molecule: messenger RNA, 779 nt
Organism: Pipistrellus kuhlii (Kuhl's pipistrelle)
Lineage: Eukaryota; Metazoa; Chordata; Mammalia; Chiroptera; Vespertilionidae
Gene: ODF4
Product: outer dense fiber of sperm tails 4
Exons: 4
Coding region: 1-738 (245 amino acids)
Source: RefSeq, a predicted model, not a curated record
AUGGGGUACCACCGGCGGGACUCCUUGUUGCCCCUGAGGUGGAGGGUCGCACACACUUCCCGCUGGAAGGUGCAGGUGCUCACCUCGGUGCUCAGCCUGAUUGCCUUCACCAUGCUGCUGAUCAUGUCCUUCUCCAAGGGCUGGCUGUACCUGUCCACCAUCCGCUUCCUACAGCGCUGGCCUGAGCACGUCAGGCAGAGCAUCAUCAUCUCUGCCGGGAUCUUGUCCCACGGACCCCUGCAAAACUGCAUAUUCCAGAGCUGUUCCUACUCGGAGGAGGAAGACUUUUUGGAGCUGUGGACGGAUCACCCGUUCUUUGGAGUGUCCAAGGUCACCUUCAACCUGUCCCUGUUGGUGGGCUUCCUCCAAACCGUCUGGCUGUACCUGCCAUACGUCCCCAGCCUUCGCAGAGUGCCCUUAUUUGGCUGCAUUGGGUGGCACGCUGCUGGCAUUGACCUUUCUGUUUCCUGUCUCCUAGUUGCCUGCCUUUUCACCAGCCUCCACUGUUUUUCAAUUAAUAUCUGGCUCUACGAGUUGAAGCAGAAUUUCUCAGUCUACCUCGGGUGGAGCUAUUUCAUCGGUUGGGUGGUGUUUAUGCUCUAUCUCAUCUGCGCGUUCCUCUGCUACUUCAACAAUAAAAAGUUCUGGAGUCUGAUUGUCAGCACUACCUCUAGCAUCAUCUCCUUCAGCAGCAGCAGAAGCAGGUCAAGGUCAUCUUCUCUGGUUACAGAGUCCUAAACAUCUCUGUCAACUGGGAAGAAGCCCGGGAUCUGAUCAAG